Macrosiphum euphorbiae (potato aphid) is the source of this 579-nucleotide messenger RNA. The record is from the annotation of a GenBank genome assembly. NCBI's taxonomy places the organism in Eukaryota, Metazoa, Arthropoda, Insecta, Hemiptera, Aphididae.
AUGGGGAUAAAAGUUGAUAAAAUAGUACAAGGUCAGGGUAUAUCUAAUACUGGGAAUGUAGCAAGGAGAUUUUUUAAAAAUGCAGAAAUGUCGUCAAAAAUAACAGGUGUUGAUUUAAAUCUAAUUAAAAAAUUAGGUGAUAUAUUAAUUGCAAUAUCUAGUGGAUAUGAAAUUAAUUUUGAGUCAUUUGAUGAAUAUUGUAAAGAAACAGCCGAAUUAUACAUUGAGUUGUAUAAUUGGUAUCGCAUGCCUCCAAGUAUGCAUAAAAUGUUGUUACAUGGUUCUAUUGUAAUAAAACAUGCACUUGUACCAAUAGGAUUAUUAUCUGAAGAAGCGCAAGAAGCAUGUAAUAAAAAUUAUAAAAAUUUUAGGGAAAAUCAUACUCGCAAAACAUCAAGACUAAGUACCAAUACUGACUUAAUGCAUGCUCUAUUAAUUAGUUCAGACCCAGUGAUAUAUUCUAAGCGAAAAAUUUUGAAAACACCAUUUACAGAAUUACCAUCCUCGGUAAAACAAUUAAUAAUUACAGAUAAUGAUGAAGAAACAGAAGAUUCAGACGUAUGUUCUGAUUCAGAAUAA